AUCGAGCCAUGGUGUUGGAGAUGCCGCGGCCUGCGAGGGUCGCAAUUUGUCUGGCGCAGCGACGUCUAAGGCCGGGCUCCUCUCAGCUACCUACCACCUUACCCAUCGUGUCCCCUUUUAUUUCCUUUUCCUCUCAACAUCCCACAGGCUCCUGCCUCUCCUCCUCUUGGCCCAGGCUGGAAUGCGGGCGGGGAUCCAGAGCCGGAACGAUGAGUGCGCAACGCGACACGGCAGUCCAGGGAAGGCGGGGUCGUGGUGGCAGCCGAGGCUCUGGCCCGGAAAGGUCACAAGGCCGCCCGCUCACUUUCCUUGAACACUUUCCUUGAAUCUCAUUGUGGGCUGCGACUCUGCUGAGCUGCUCUACCCAAUGGACAUUGCGCCUCCUCGUGGCCUGGUGGAGAUGGCCUGGGAGAAUUGCCCUCGCCGGCGCCAUGUGAUGUCCCGCCAGCCCUCGGCUUCUGGCUCCCCCACCGCCGACUGACGGCAGCAGGACAGGGCCCUAACCGGGCCGACCCUCUUGGCGAGAAUGCGGAGGCUGCAUCUCCUUCCGCAGUAUUACCGACUCUGCCUCCAUCCCUGACCUCUGCAUAGGUAGGUAGGUGGUAGGUGGUAGGUGGUAGGUGCCUGACGUCGGUGUAUAUAACCCUCGCCUGCCCAUUUGGGUCACCUACUGAGAGCAGCCAGAAGGGCGUGACAUCGGCGGCACUUGUCAAGUUAGCACCAGCUUCAGGGGCGACGUCCGUGGGAAGCACUUGGCGAAAGACCAACCAAGCUCACGGUAGUACCCCAUUCAAUAGCUGUUUUUGCUCUCUUCAGAUAUGGUUUAUUUCGGACGCAUCCUCGCCGCGGCCGCGCUGGUCGGCGGGGGGUCGGCAGUCCUCACGUGGGACGAGGCCUACGCCAAAGCCAACGCGGCGCUGUCGCGCCUGUCGCAGCAAGACAAGAUCGGCAUAGUGACAGGGAUCGGUUGGGACAAGGGCCCCUGCGUCGGCAACACGUCCCCCGUGUCCUCCAUCAACUACCCGCAGCUGUGCCUCCAGGACGGCCCCACGGGCAUCCGCUUCGCCACGAGCGUCACGGCCUUCACGCCGGGCAUCCAGGCGGCGUCGACGUGGGACGUCGAUCUCAUGCGCCAGCGGGGGCGGUUCCAGGCCGAGGAGGCUCGGGGCGUCGGCGUCCACGUGCUGCUGGCGCCCGUCGCCGGCGCGCUGGGCAAGAUCGCGCAGGGUGGGCGCAACUGGGAGGGCUUCGGGCCGGACCCGUACCUGGCGGGCAUCGGGAUGCAGAUGACGGUCGAGGCCAUGCAGGAGGUGGGCGUGCAGGCGACGGCCAAGCACUACCUGGUCAACGAGCAGGAGCUCAACCGCGAGACUAUGAGCUCCAACGUUGACGACCGCACGCUCCACGAGCUGUACCUCUGGCCCUUUGCCGACGCCGUCAAGGCCAAUGUGGCCGCCGUCAUGUGCUCGUACAACAAGAUCAACGGCACGUGGGCCUGCGAGAGCCAGAGCGCCAUGCAGCGACUGCUCAAGGACCAGCUCGGGUUCCGGGGAUAUAUUAUGUCGGACUGGAACGCGCAGCACACGACGCUGGGCAGCGCCAACGGCGGCAUGGACAUGGCAAUGCCCGGCACCGACUUCAACGGACGCAACGUCCUCUGGGGCCCGCAGCUCAACACGGCCGUCAACAACAACCAGGUGCCGCGGGCCCGGCUCGACGACAUGGUCAAGCGCAUCCUGGCGUCCUGGUACCUCGUCGGGCAGGACCAGGGCUACCCCCGCACCAACCUCGGCGCCAACGUGCAGGGCAGCCACAAGGACAACGUCCGGGCCGUGGCGCGCGACGGCAUCGUGCUACUCCGCAACGAGGGCAACAUGCUCCCGCUCAAGGCGCCGCGCCGCAUCGCCAUCGUGGGCUCGGCAGCGGUUAACAACCCGCGCGGCAUCAACGCCUGCGUCGACCGCGGCUGCAACGACGGCGCCCUGGGCAUGGGCUGGGGCUCGGGCACCACGAACUACCCUUACCUCGUGGCGCCCGCCGACGCGCUGCAGGCGCGGGCGCGCCAAGACGGCUCGGCGGUGACGAUGAGCGCGAGCGACAGCACUUCCAACGUGGCCAACACUGUCCGCGACGCCGACGUGGCCCUCGUCUUUAUUACUAGUAAUUCGGGAGAGGGCUACAUCAAGGUGGGCGACCACGCCGGCGACCGCGCCAACCUGGACCCGUGGAACAACGGCAACCAGCUCGUGCAGGCGGCGGCGCAGGCAAACAAGAACGUGGUCGUGGUGGUGCACUCGGUCGGCCCCAUUAUCCUCGAGACCAUCCUCAACACGCCCGGUGUCAGGGCCGUCGUCUGGGCUGGGCUCCCGGGCCAGGAGAGCGGCAACGCACUCGUCGACGUCCUGUACGGGCUCGUCAGCCCCAACGGUAAGCUGCCCUACACUAUUGCGAAAUCGCCGGGCGACUACGGCACCGCAGUUGUCCGGGGCGACGACAACUUCAGCGAGGGCGUCUUUAUCGACUACCGCCGCUUUGACCGCCAAAACAUUGCUCCUCGCUUCGAGUUUGGCUUUGGCCUCUCCUACACAAACUUCACCUAUAGCGACAUCACGGUCACGUCCAACGCGCGCGCCGGGGCCGCCACGGGCGCCGUCGAGCCCGGCGGCAGGGCGGACCUGUGGCAGACGGUGGCGACGGUGACGGCGCGGGUGACCAACUCGGGCGGCGUCGAGGGCGCCGAGGUGGCGCAGCUGUACGUGUCGUACCCGACGGCGGCGGGCGUGCCGCCACAGCCGCCGAGGCAGCUGCGCGGCUUCGCCAAGCUCAAGCUCGCCCCGGGCGCCAGCGGCACCGCCACCUUUAGGAUCCGGAGGCGCGAUCUCAGCUACUGGGACACGGCCCAGCAGAACUGGAUCCUGCCUUCUGGUACCUUUGGCGUCGAGAUCGGGGCCAGCAGCAGGGACCUCAGGCUUAAGAGCAGCAUUACGUCGGGUUAGACUGAGGGAUUGGGGUUGUUUGUCCUUGCCUCCUUGACUUUCUAGUCUCUUUUUUGGAGAUUACUCUGGGCAGGUCGCUGCAGACGGCCAUCAUUCAUUUCCUGGGUACUCUCGCGAAUAGCCACAAAGGGUAGCUCUCUUGCCGAGCUCGUUGCGAAUGCUUGAUAGUGAUAAAAGUCGGAAAUUAGCACCAUAACAGAAAGCCCUCCCUGUCUGCCCCG
Molecule: messenger RNA, 3217 nt
Organism: Gaeumannomyces tritici R3-111a-1
Lineage: Eukaryota; Fungi; Ascomycota; Sordariomycetes; Magnaporthales; Magnaporthaceae
Exons: 4
Coding region: 819-2996 (725 amino acids)
Biological process (GO): glucan catabolic process
Molecular function (GO): beta-glucosidase activity
Source: RefSeq, a predicted model, not a curated record